Molecule: messenger RNA, 942 nt
Organism: Musa acuminata subsp. malaccensis (wild Malaysian banana)
Lineage: Eukaryota; Viridiplantae; Streptophyta; Magnoliopsida; Zingiberales; Musaceae
Product: transmembrane emp24 domain-containing protein p24beta2
Biological process (GO): intracellular protein transport; Golgi organization; endoplasmic reticulum to Golgi vesicle-mediated transport
Cellular component (GO): endoplasmic reticulum-Golgi intermediate compartment; endoplasmic reticulum; COPII-coated ER to Golgi transport vesicle
Source: RefSeq, a predicted model, not a curated record
AACAUUACAACCGAUCGAAAACAGCUCUUUUGUGUUUUUGGGUUCUGUUUUUGAGCUCUCCUCCUUCUCCCGAAGCUGAUCGAGCGAUUCGAUCCGAAGAUUUUCCAAAUUGUGCAGAUUGAAACGUCUCCGUUGGCACGAGAUGCAGGAACUCUCUGUGAGAUUCACAUUUUUCCUUGCUUCUGUUUUUCUACUGCAUCUGCAUCCAACUAUUGGGAUCAGAUUUGUGAUAGAUAGGGAAGAAUGCUUUUCUCAUUCUGUUCCUUAUGAAGGGGAUACGGUUCAUGUCUCCUUUGUUGUGAUUAAAGCAGAAACCCCAUGGCAUUAUGGUGACGAGGGUAUUGAUCUCGUGGUGAAGGAUCCCUCAGGCACUCAAAUUCAUGAUUUUUAUGACAAGACAAGUGAAAAGUUUGAAUUUAUGGCUCAAAAGAGUGGUCUUCAUCGUUUCUGCUUCACAAAUAGGUCCCCGUAUCAUGAAACCAUAGAUUUUGAUGUUUAUAUUGGCCACUUUUCUUACUUUGAGCAACAUGCAAAAGAUGAGCAUUUUGGCCCUUUACUGGAGCAGAUUGGGAAACUAGAAGAAGCUCUUUAUAACAUACAAUUUGAGCAGCAUUGGUUGGAAGCUCAGACUGAUCGCCAAGCCAUAGUGAAUGAAGGCAUGAGCAGGAGAGCCAUUCACAAGGCACUUUUUGAAUCUGCUGCUCUGAUCGGUGCCAGUGUGCUGCAAGUUUAUCUAUUGCGUCGGCUCUUCGAGCGGAAGCUAGGCAGGGUUUAACUGUUCAUUAGCUGUCAAGUCUUUAAUCAUUCUUCGAGUCACGUAUCAUCCGGAAUUUGUUAGUACGUCAUGUGCAAUUCAACUAAAUCAAUUGAUGUUAAACUUAUGCUGAUUUGGAUAAGAACUGUUUUACAACUUGAAAUAAUAUUGGGCCACCCUGUUCAGAA